AUGGUAGCAGAAGGCGGAAACGAUUACAAAAUCAGACUAUAUGGCAAAAUUCAAGGUGGAGAAGAGGGAUCCUCUACGCUUGAACUAACAAUCAACGCACCUCCACAGAGAGGAAACUGUAAAGCUUCGCCAACCUCGGGGAAGCCUUUAGAAACCGAGUUUACUCUAAAAUGUGAAGGAUUUACAGAUGAGGAGAAGCCGUUAAGUUACGAAUUCUUUUACUCGACAUCUCCCAAAGGACAGAACAAAAGUUUAGGAAGCGGACUUGAAGAUUCCCGCGAGAAAGUCAUCUUUCCCAAUGGUCUUGAAAAAUACGAUUCCAAAUUAUAUCUUUACGCCAAGGUCACUGACAAUCUGGGAGCCUCAACGACGGUCGAAUUUAGUAAUACUGUGGAAGUGAAAAAAGAAGAAAUAAACGUCAAAGAACUUCAGAACAAGGCGAACGAGCAGCUUGAGUCGAUGAUAAGCAGUGGAAAUAUAAGGGAGACUGCAUCGUUUGUGUUAAGUCUCGCUGAAGUACUGAACGAUCAGAGUACUUCAUCUGACGAUAAAUCUGUAAGCACAGAGGACAAGGAAGAAAGCGAAAAGCUGAGAGAGAAACUUGCUAUAGCUGUGGUUGAUUCUGCAAAAGUGUCCGAUGACACGAGCUUAUCAGACGUCGCUCAGUUUGCCAGCACUCUCACGGCAGUAACAAAUAAACCCGAACAGAAUACAGACAAGGUGGUGGAAAAGGUCUCCAGCCUCUACAAUGAUGCAAGUAAAGCGAUCUUGGCACAAGCUACUGGUGGCGAUGGAGCAUCUAGCAAAGAGAUUGAAGAAGCCUCCACAGCAGUAUUUGGUGGAGCGGUAAAUAUCAUUAAAUCCGCGGAUGUAAAGCAGAAAGAUGAGACGUCCACUGAGAAAGGACAGCCCAAAAAUAAUGCUCAGUUAGAAAAAGUUCUUGGUACUCUGGAUACUUUGUCGCAAGCUCUGAUAGCAUCCAAAGUUCAAGGUGAAGAUGCCACAAAAAUUGAGACACAAUCUUUGUCGAUGGGAGUUUCCAAGGAGGAUAGUGAAACUUUAGGAGAGGAACCUGUCACGAUCAAUGACACCCAAGUGAAACUGCCGCAGAAUUCGACAGUUUUCGGCAAUGGAACUCUUGAUCAAGUGGCAAUGUUGUCCGCAGUAAAUCUCUAUCCCGGUGGCCCAGGUACUAAGCAGAUAAACAACAGUCAGCUUGUAAGCUUUACUUUGUACCAAAGCGGAGCGAACAACAGCCGCAAAGAAUUCGUUGUCAAAGAUGUAGAGCCGGGAAAAGAAAUCAGUGUCAUGGUCCCCCGAAAGCAGCGCGAUGUCGAAAGGCGUAUAACGCAAAGUAAGCUUCACUCGUCCAAAUUCAACCUACACAAGUUUGUCAUACUUGACAAUUCAUCCGCUGUUACCAUUGAAGCCAAACCAGAGAUUCCAGUGGAUGUGGAAGUGUACGUGAAAGUGGGAGGCGAGCCAAAGCCUUCCCAAGGAGAGUUCGACUUUAAUUCAACACUUUCGGCUAGUCGCACAAAUUCUUCUAACUCUUCAAUUUCAUCUUAUUCUUAAGAAUACCUCCUGUCUAAUGAUAUUUUAAACUGGACGGCUGCGGGGAGCUACUCUGUUAAAGUACGUUACAAGCUUCCAGAGAACCUUUCAUUCACCGAGGA
This is a messenger RNA of Stylophora pistillata, 1676 nucleotides long. RefSeq names its product polycystin-1. The record is from RefSeq and is a predicted model, not a curated record. Lineage: Eukaryota; Metazoa; Cnidaria; Anthozoa; Scleractinia; Pocilloporidae. Gene Ontology annotation, biological process: detection of mechanical stimulus. Gene Ontology annotation, molecular function: calcium channel activity; protein binding; calcium ion binding. Gene Ontology annotation, cellular component: membrane.